Purpureocillium lilacinum is the source of this 1293-nucleotide messenger RNA. The record is from RefSeq and is a predicted model, not a curated record. NCBI's taxonomy places the organism in Eukaryota, Fungi, Ascomycota, Sordariomycetes, Hypocreales, Ophiocordycipitaceae.
AUGCUGGCCAAAGCUACACUCUACGCCAAGCUUGCGAGCUACAUGCUCUUUGUACUCUGGGGGGAGCUUCGUCGUUCAGUAAGAACUGCUUUGGUGCAACGCCAAAUCCGCCGCCAGUCUUCAGAAGUGUCCACGCCCAGGACUCGAAAUAUCGUGAUCGUGGGCGCAAACUUCUCGGGACACCAUGUUGCGUACAUUCUGACGAGCAGUCUCCCCCCGGAUAGUCCCUACCGGGUCGUGGUCAUAGAGCCGAACUCGCACUUCCAGUUUACCUGGGUUCUACCAAGACUGUGCGUGGUCAAGGGCCAUGAACACAAGGCCUUCAUCCCUUACGGGGGACUCGUACGAGACAACCCUGAGGGUGUGCUGCGAUGGGUCACUGAUCGCGUGGCGAGCGUGACGGAGAAGACUGUGCACUUGGAGAAUAGCGGCGAGGACAUUCCCUACGACAUCCUCGUCAUCGCUACAGGUUCGGGUGUCGACAAGGGCCUGCCGUCUCGAGUGAACGCAACCGACAAGCUUGCUGGAAUGAAGCUCAUGCAAGAGCUGCAACAGAAGAUCGAACUGGCCGAGACAGUAGUCGUCGUUGGAGGCGGCGCUGCUGGCGUCGAGAUUGCCACCGAUGCGAAGCAUCUCUAUCCCAAGAAGCACGUUAUUCUUGUUCAUUCUCGUGACGCCGUCAUGCAUCGAUUCGGAAAAGGUUUGCAGAAAUCGGCACUGGAAGGCCUCCAAACGCUAGGGGUCGAGGUAAUCCUCAAUGAGCGGGUUAAUGAUGGUGGACGAGAAAACGGCGCCAUUGUCCUACGAUCCGGGCGAAAGGUCUCAUGCGACUUAGUUAAGCCGUCAUCCCAGGUCAUCGAGAGCCUGGUGCCGACCGCCAUCUCCCCAAGUGGUCACAUCAAGGUUAAGGAGACUUUGCAGAUUGAUGCGGCUCAUGUACCAAAUGUGUACGCAUGUGGCGAUGUUGCCGAUACGCACACGCCAAAUCCGAAUGCCCGCUCUGCGAUGCGUCAAGCCACCGUGGUUGCAGAGAAUGUCCUGCUCGUGACACAGGGCAAGGAGCCCAAGCACAAAUACACCAAUCUAUGGGCUGACGGUGUUAUCAAACUGACACUAGGAUUGGAUCGCUCGGUCACACAUCUUGGGGAUGGAAAGUCGGAACUCUUGUUUCAAGGAAAAGAAACUGAUGAGGCUUUGAUGUCGGCAAUGUGCUGGUCACGAAUGGGGCAGAAACCAUUUGAGGACCCUUACAUGGCCAAAACAGAGCCAGACGCAACGUCGGUUGCGGUAUGA